CCAACACUGGUUCUUGAUAACGCCAAACUCCUUCUGGUCAUACCCAUGUAGCAGAGGGCACGGCGCCUCGCCAUCAGUCGUUGCUAUGGUUUCCAGGAUCCAGACCCAGACGGAUGUUGUGGUUUUCCUUUUUCCUUUUUUGUCGGCCGAAGUCUGGCUCUGCUGUCUGGAUCCCGUUAAAGGCGACGCCGGGAGCGGGCAAGAUGGAAAUCGCCGUAUGCAAGAGUAAUGGGGAAACGUUAGGGGCAGGCGGGUAGGCUGGACGACAACUAUCUUCACCGAGCAGGCAUCGUUUGGGCCGUGUCGUCGCAAAGCGAUGCAGAGUCUGUCGGGGGCCGCCCCGCCCGGGGAGCUGGUGCAGGUGUGUUUCCCCGGGGCCCAGAGCUCGUUGCUGGACAGCCUGAACGUCCAGCGGGAGGACAGGCAGCUGUGUGACCUCUCCAUCGUGGUGCAGGGCCAGGUGUACCGCGCCCACCGCUGCGUCCUCGCCGCCGCCUCUCCCUACUUCCACGACCAGGUGCUCCUGAAGAACAUGUGUACGGUGAGCAUCCCGGCGGCCAUGGACCCGCUGGCCUUCGAGGGCGUGCUGAGCUGUGCGUACACCGGCCGCCUGCGCAUGGCGCGCCACGACAUCGUCAACUACCUGACGGUGGGCAGCGUGCUGCAGAUGUGGCACAUCGUGGACAAGUGCACCGAGCUGCUGAAGGAGGGCCGGGCGGCCCCCGCCACCGCCGCCGCCGGGGGCGGAGUCAGCGAGGGAGGGCCGGGGUCCACGGGCGAGGGCGGCGCCGAGGGAAGCCGAGCCGGCAGCGUGAGCGGGGGGGCGACUGAGCGCCACUCCACCGUCUCCAAGGAGGAGCAGGAGGCCCCCCCGCCCAGCGGCCCGGCCCUGAGCGAGAGCCAGUCCCCCAGCAGCACAAACUACUUUAGCCCCAGGCACGGGAGCGGCCUCGGUGGGGGAGGAGCCACCGGCACGGGGGCCUCUGGGGAGGGGGGAGGAGCUAAUACCACCCCGAGCUACUGCACACCCUCGGGCGGGGAGGAGGCCUUCCUCAUCGAAGAGGAGGAGGAGGAGGAGGAGGAGGUGACGUACCACCAGAGGAAGAGGCUGGGGGGAGGAGGUGGCAGGAGGAGGAAGGGCUCAGCGUGCGAGCAGGAAGUGGGCGUCAGUGACAGCUUCGGCGUGUCGUCCUAUCAGGCGGGGGAGGAGAGGCGGGGCUACAGCCAGUCAGGCUCCGCCCCCCGUAAGCAGUGGGUGGUGGUGAAGACGGAGCAGGACGCCGACGACGACCUCAUCCUGGUGUCUGGGGAGGAGGACGAGGAGGACGAGGAGGACGAGGACGAAGAGGUGGCGCUGGCGCGGGCGCGGGAGCGGGACCACUUCAACAUCUCCAACGUCAGGAGCCUGUCCUCGGAGAUGGGCCGGAGGGCCGCCUCCCACAUGGACACCCAGGCGGACUACUGCCAGACCUCGGAGGACUACCUGCGCCUGGAGAGCAGCCUCAUGGAGCACUCCCUGGCCCAGCACCUCCACGAGGCCGGGGGCCUGACCGGGGGCCCGUCCCGGGGCCUGUCCUCCUCGCUGCUGGGGCCGCAGCCCGGCGGCGGCGGCGGCGGCGCGGCCCGGGGCCAGCUCUUCCCCCUGGACAUGCAGGGCAACCCCAUCCUGCUGUACAGCCCGGCCCCCGGCGGCGCCUCCCUGGACCCCGGGGGCCGCGACGCCGGCUCCUACAAGGGCCACGCCCACCCCCUGGAGCACGGGGCGGUGCACCUGGGCGGGCUGCCCCCCGACGCCAUGGAGCCCGGGGCGGGGGGGGGGAUGGGCGGCGGCGGCGGGAAGCUGUUCAUGUGCCACUGCGGCAAGACGUUCACGCACCGCAGCAUGCGGGACCGCCACGUCAACAUGCACCUGGACCUGCGGCCCUUCCACUGCCCCGUCUGCGCCAAGCGCUUCAAGAUGAAGCACCACCUCACGGAGCACAUGAAGACGCACACCGGCCUCAAGCCCUACCGCUGCGGCGGCUGCGCCCGCAAGUUCAUGUGGCGCGACAGCUACAUGCGGCACCGCGCGCAGUGCGAGCGCGGCGGCGGCGGCGGCGGGGAGGAGCCUGUGCCCUCGCCGCACUACCUCCUCCCCCACCCCCCGCUCUCCUCCUCCGAGGAGGAGGGAGGGCUCGGGGGUCGCGGUAACCAUAGCAUGGGCGGCCCGGGGGCCCAGGGCCAGGGGGCGGGGCCGCUUGGGGUUGUGGGCGGGGCGGGGCGGGAGCAGUGCGGCGAUGAGGACCCGUGUGAGGCCAGGGCCAACGACGGCAGCGUCACCUAGAGGCGGCGGCGGCGGCGGCGGCGCAGCAUCGUCGUUAGCCGCGGCUGCUGAAUGAGCUAUAGCUACGGCGGCUAGCAGCGGUACACGGACACUAGCUGCAGACGCUAGCUACGGGGCUAGCUUCGUGGCCCCCCCCGUGUUCCCGUGCCACUAUGGACUGAACUGUACCUUUUUGACCUCAAACACCUCUGACCUACGACCUUAUCGCUUCUCUCUCAUCUGUAUGCCUGUCCGGUUGCUAAUGACAACGCUUUGUGGUUGUGAUGGACUGUUCUGCGUUGUCUAAACCGCUUCCCAAAAAACAGGUUGCGUGAGAAUGGACUGUGUGUGUGUGUGUGUGUGUGUGUGUGUGUGUGUGUGUGUGUGUGUGUGUGUGUGUGUGUGUGUGUGUGUGUGUGUGUGUGUGUGUGUGUGUGUGUGUGUGUGUGUGUGUGAGUGAGAGAGAUAUAUCUGUCGCUGUCUGGUACAGUAAUUUAUUACAGUUUAUUAAACCGUACUGAAAUAUUUUAAAGGGACACUGUAACAUUUUAAGUCACUUAUUACCUCAAAUCAACGUAUUCAUUCAUAAAUAAGUCCUCAUUGGUGUAAAAUUAUCUCUGCCAAAAAUCGCACUAAUCCUCCUGAGCGAAGAAUAAUUAAUAUGUAGUUACUUAGGACGGGUAAGCUUCAUGGAGGCUUCCAUGUUCUUCCGGUCUAUGAACUGCCGAGAGGGACAAAAAACACUACCUGGUACAGGAAAUGCAAACGCGUUUUCACUCUGAGCCAGCGUGAAUGAUGACUGAAAUAAUUCACUAUCUUGCUCGAGGAGUAAUUACUCAUGCAACAUAAGCUUACACUAAUGAUUCACUGCAGUUUGAAAUUUGUUUGAAAUAACGAACCUCAUCAUCACUCGAAUGACUCGAUGAGGUAGUAUUGGAUGUCAUGACACAGCUUCUUGGCACAUACUGCCCACCGUAGUUUUAGAACAAGCGAGCACUAUUAGUUUGAAUGCAAUAUACAAUUGUACCACUAGAUGGGAAUCAUUUUUACAGUGUCCCUUUAAAGUAACACCACACUAAAGGUUUGUUGAACAUGUUUCUGUUUGAGCAGGGUGUGAAGACGUGCUUUAAAUGCCUGAUUAAGAUCAGAUGUUCAUGUCAACAGCAGACCCUCUAGGGCCAUUUUGAUUUAUUUUCUGUUCAUUGAUUUAAAUAGUUAUUGUACUGAUGGCUACCAUUCUGUCCCUCUUUUUCGUUUCGGAAUGAUUGACCUUUUCACCACAUCAGUUCAUUUGAAAUAUAAUAAUAUAAACCAAUAUAUUAACAUUUCAAACUUUGGCUCUGCGUUAAUUUCCCACCUUGAAAGGACAAAGACGAUGAGCUCCUGACCUCAUCGGGUCGAGAUCAUAGCGACCGCUUGUGUGUCUGUCUCCAGUGUAAAUAGCAGAGCUGUCUUAGUGACGCCACCUGUCGAUGUCUUAGUGACGUCUUAGUGACCUCGCCGAUGGCGUAGGCUUCGAAACAACUGUAUAAUUUAAACACAAACAGAAUACAUAAAAGCGGGGUCACGCUGAAGCACUUUUCAAAUUCUCACGGAAUGUCCUUCCUGUGCACAACCGUACGUCCUGUGUGUAGGGCCUCGACAUCUGGUUAGAGGCAAACCUUGAGGUUCGGCCGUCGUUAAAGAGUUGCAGCAGAUGGGUUUAUUAAGACAGUUUAAAGGGCCUCUAUUUUACCACCGUGUGCGAUGUUGAUACGCGAUCAGGGACCUUCACAACGCUACCCUCUAGUGACAGUCAACCGGGAUGCAUUAUGGGACAGCUGAUCAAUCGGUACAGUCCACCUGGUGAGGUGUUUCAUUAGUGAUGUCACUAAAGUAGAAUCACAUUUAACUGCACAGGUGGAUUUCUGAUGGGUUCCAUGUGAUUUACAGAAGACACCUGUGUGUCACUAGUGUUCCUGGACGGUGGAUUUAAAGCAUUAUAUUCUAAUGAAGCUACUGUUAUGGUCUCCAUUCAAUUCAGCAACCCCUCACUGCCAAGAGUUCCUGUCUGCGUUUCUUCCUCUGUGCCUGCACUUCUGCCAAAAGGUGCGGUGUGUUCUGAUUGGUCCAGAAACGCUGCAAUGUUUAAUCGGGUCAGGGACGGUUGUUGAUUGGAUGUCUUGAUUGGAUUAUUUUUGUUCCCCCUCCAUGUAAAGUUGUUUUAAAUGUGCCCUCAUGAGAUUACCUUUGUAUUCAUAGUUGCGUGAUUAUGGAUUGAUGUAAAACAUUUUAUAUUAUAUUGUCUGUGGAACCUUAAAUCAAAAAUGACAUCAUCCCAAAAAAAAGUUACAAUCAAAAUGAUGUUAAUUUCCCGGGUAUGGUUGUUUAAGAUGUGUAGAACCGACCUAUGAAAUAUAAUAUAUCAUGGAUUCAAUCAAGUUUAAUUCAUGAAUAAUUACCUAAUGGAGUGAAAGACAUUAAACUCACCAACAUGGGAGUUCAAUUUG
Gadus morhua (Atlantic cod) is the source of this 4791-nucleotide messenger RNA. RefSeq names its product zinc finger and BTB domain containing 22b (gene zbtb22b). NCBI's taxonomy places the organism in Eukaryota, Metazoa, Chordata, Actinopteri, Gadiformes, Gadidae. The coding region runs from base 317 to 2323 and encodes 668 amino acids. The record is from RefSeq and is a predicted model, not a curated record. Gene Ontology annotation, biological process: regulation of transcription by RNA polymerase II. The transcript is spliced from 6 exons. Gene Ontology annotation, molecular function: RNA polymerase II cis-regulatory region sequence-specific DNA binding; protein binding; DNA-binding transcription factor activity, RNA polymerase II-specific.